Molecule: messenger RNA, 999 nt
Organism: Theobroma cacao (cacao)
Lineage: Eukaryota; Viridiplantae; Streptophyta; Magnoliopsida; Malvales; Malvaceae
Source: RefSeq, a predicted model, not a curated record
AUGGAUCGAGAGCAAGAAGAGAUGCAAUUUCUUGGGUUCGUUGGCAUCUGCAAGGAAUCCUACAACGUCAUCUUUGCCUGGAGAAAAGUCUUCAGCAAGAUCGCUUUAGCUUUAAUCCUUCCUCUAACUUUCAUCUACCUAGCUCGUAUUGAAGUAUCGAACCUCUUCUUCAGGAAAAUCAUCCACAACGAAAUAGAACUCGACCAUACCCGAUCAGGCACUCCCAAAUACAAGAAACUAUCUGACGUUAUCUCCGACGAAUGGGCAUACUUUUGGCUUUUCAAGGCGGCCUACUUCACUUUGUUUUUCAUCUUUUCCCUUCUUUCAACCGCUGCAGUUGUUUACACCAUCGCUUGCAUAUAUACAGGUCGGGAACUCACGUUUAGGAAAGUCAUGAGCGUUGUCCCAAAGGUUUGGAAGAGGCUGAUGGUUACUUUCUUGUCUAUUUUUGUUGCCAUGUUUUUCUAUCACGUUGUGUUUGUGUUCAUCGUUGUUGUUUGGGCACUUUCAAUCGGAGCAAGCAACGUGGGUUUUGCGGUGUUUGUUAUUUUAAUAAUCUUGUACUUGGGGGGUCUUUUGUAUUUGACCAUUAUCUGGCACUUGGCUAGCGUUGUCUCUGUUUUGGAAGAGGCCUACGGGUUCCAGGCCAUGGUCAAGGGCAAAAACCUGAUCGAGGGAAAGCUAUGGGUGGCGGUAGUCAUUUUUUUCAAGCUCAGUGUCUCCCUCUUCAUCAUCCAGAUUGCCUUCCAGAAUCUGGUUGUGCAUGGAAGCACGUUUGGCGUGGUUAGCAGGGUUGCCUAUACAAUCAUUUGUUUCUUGUUGCUUUGCAAGUUGAUUCUCUUCGGAUUAGUCAUCCAGACGGUGAUCUACUUCGUCUGCAAAUCUUACCACCAUGAAAACAUCGACAAAUCUGCCCUGUCAGAUCACCUGGAAGUUUACCUAGGAGAGUAUGUUCCUUUGAAGGCCAAGGAUGUUCAGCUAGAGCAGUACCAUGUUUGA